Aureobasidium uvarum is the source of this 696-nucleotide messenger RNA. Lineage: Eukaryota; Fungi; Ascomycota; Dothideomycetes; Dothideales; Saccotheciaceae. The record is from the annotation of a GenBank genome assembly.
AUGCACAUCAUUACCCUCGCUGGCACUCUUGCUCUUGCUUCGUUGGUCGUGGCUCUGCCACAGCCACAGCAGAUCGACCUUGACUACGUCAACUCGUUCCCCGAUCCGGUCGUCAGUGCCGCUCCAGUCGGAGCAGUACCCACUACUGUCGACUUGGACCAGUCCUCAGCCGUCGCUGCCGUCAGCCAGGUGGUGGCAGCUGAAGGCGCCAUUGCUCCGAGUUCUUCAGAUUCUGGUGCCCAGAAGCGCGAUGUGCAGGUGACGACUGUAACGCCCCCAACUCUUGGUAAAGCGACAGUGAUCCCCGUCAACAUGUACAUGUCGUCUGUACAAGCCGCGCAAGCAACUGCUUCCGCGAACGCCACUAGCACUCCCGCCAUCGCAAAAAGACAAGCAUGCACGUCUCUACCCACCGGGGCGGGACCCGUGCCAACGCCUGAUACUGCAAGUGCUUUCUUGGCUCUUUCAGCGUUCAGCUCGUCCGCCAGCAGCGCCCCCACUCCAUCUGGGUAUUCCAAUGCCUUUACGAACCUCCGGGGCUCCAGUCAGGCUUAUGGCUACAUGGGCUAUGACGUGCUCUCCUCCUACGACACCAACAAGUGCGCGCAGAAGUGCAGUGCCAAGUCUGGCUGCCUCGCCUUCAACAUCUGUAAGUGCCUCUGGUUCUGUUGCUGCUUUCUUGCUGAAUCAUACUGA